Penicillium olsonii is the source of this 1782-nucleotide messenger RNA. NCBI's taxonomy places the organism in Eukaryota, Fungi, Ascomycota, Eurotiomycetes, Eurotiales, Aspergillaceae. The record is from the annotation of a GenBank genome assembly.
AUGGCCUACUUUGAGGAACACGAUGGAGGUCGAUUCGGAAAGAAUUUCGAUGGCCCCGUAGGGCCUCGCAGACCGCGACUCGUUACGGACUAUGGCUCGUCGAUGGUACAAUGGAUGCGCACACGGCAACCGAGAUACAAGGGAGGACAUCGAUUAGAAACGGAGCGGCCAAGUCCAAGCUUCGCGGUCGAUGUUCUUCCCCCGAUGGCGCGGCCUUUUUCGGCCGUGGACACUAUCCCCGUGCGACACCUUCAUCAAUCGAUUGGAAAGUCCAAGAAGCCUAUUGUCGUCGUGCGAUGGACCCCGGAGGGACGACGACUGUUGACCGGUGGCCAUACGGGAGAAUUCAUGCUAUGGAACGGAACGGCGUUUAAUUUCGAGACGGUUAUGGACGCGCAUUAUGAUCAAAUACAGGCCGGUGUCACAUCACUGGCAUGGGCUCACAGCCAGGACUGGCUCAUCUCCGGUGGACAAAGAGGAGACAUCAAGUAUUGGCGACCCAACUUCAACAACGUCGAGACGAUCGACGACGCCCACCACGAUGCGGUUCGUGAUCUUUCCUGGGCUCCUAGCGACACCAAGUUCCUUUCGGCAUCCGACGACACGACGCUCAAGAUCUUCGACUUCACAACCCGGACUGCAGACACCACGCUAACCGGACACAACUGGGAUGUCAAAUCCUGCGACUGGCAUCCCACGAAGGGGUUGAUUGUCUCCGGAUCCAAGGACCACCAGGUCAAAUUCUGGGACCCGCGCACUGGGCGAUGCUUGACGACACUCCACAGCCACAAAAACACGGUCACCUCUACGCGAUUCUCUCGGGUGAACAGCAAUCUCCUCGCGACAUCCUCGCGCGACCAGACAGCCCGUGUAUUUGACUUGCGGAUGAUGCGCGACAUCUGCAUCCUGCGGGGCCAUGAGAAGCCCGUUUCUUCGUUGACCUGGCACCCGAUCCAUAGCAACCUGAUUUCGACCGGUGCCGAGGACGGCUCCCUGUACCACUACCUCCUGGACGAGCCCAACCUACCGAGCGGCCAGGUUCCCACUGUGGCGCCGUACGACAGCCCAGACCCGGCCAAUACACCGCCCCAGGUGAUCUAUCCGGCCCAUCGGAUCCAAUACGCACACGGUGCUACGAUCUGGUCACUAGACUGGCACCCACUGGGUCACAUUCUGGCCUCUGGAUCUAAAGAUAACUUUACUCGAUUCUGGUCGCGAUCACGACCGGGAGAGACUAGUUACAUGAAAGACCGAUUCCACAUCGGCGAAGAGGCUGCCGAAGCCCAGGGAACGUGGAGUCGUGGAUUUGGCCGGAAACAAAUGCGCGAAGAUGAGGAGCAAGAGAAUCAAGACGAAGCAGACGGCUUGGUCGAUCAGCGCCGACCAGGUGCUUCUGCUUUGCCAGGAAUUCAAAGUGCGCCGCUGGCCGGCUCUCAAAAUGACGCUCCAGGCAUGUUGCCCGGUAUUGGAAAUGCUCCUCCUCCGCCACCUGGCGCGAUGAGCGGAAUGAACCCGGAUCGCUUGGCCGCGCUCAUGUCCACCCAGCAACAGGCGCCGCCUCAAUCUAACGCGCCGAACCCGGGCAUGCCUGGAUUCGCACUGCCUGGUAUGAGCGGAACUCCGCCAGUGAACAUGGACAUGGCACAGCUACAAAAGCAACUUCAAGGAUUCCCCAUGCCACCAAAUCUCAAUCUUCAAGCCUUGGCAAACACUCCAGGUUUCCCUGGCUUUGGCGGACUGCCUGGUUUGGGUGGGAUGCCCGAUGCCAAUCAGAGACGAUGA